Molecule: messenger RNA, 1209 nt
Organism: Arachis duranensis
Lineage: Eukaryota; Viridiplantae; Streptophyta; Magnoliopsida; Fabales; Fabaceae
Exons: 3
Coding region: 1-1209 (402 amino acids)
Source: RefSeq, a predicted model, not a curated record
AUGAUAGAGCUGUACGUUGAGUUCGAACAACAUAUGAGGCUGGACGCAGUUGGCGAGGAGGUCAAUGUUGAUGAGAUCGGGGAUACAAAUUGGAAAGAAGAUAACAACGACAGUGAAGAGGAGUUCGAAGCCAACUAUAAAGUCGAUGACGAAAACGAUGACGAAGACCUGACAGGCAAUUCGGCGGUGCAAAAUGAAGCGGAUGCGAUUGUAAGCCAGCACCCCUUUGGUGUUUCGUCUUUUAUGCGGACUUUGGAUCUCGAAGCCAUGCAUGCCCUAGAAUUUUCUAAGUAUGCAAAUAUGGGUGAAGGCAAUGUUGUGGCAGAAGAUGAUGAGUUUAGUGUCGGAAUGGAAUUUGGUUCUAGAGAGUCGCUGAUAUCUGCAAUCAAAAGCUACACUAUCUCUAGAGGAGUUGAUUACACUGUGUAUGAAUUUGAGCCGCAGACAUUCUAUGCAAAAUGCAAGGGUUAUGGUGCAAGGUAUGAUUGGCUUAUCCGAGCUAACUUGAUUCAAAAGAAAGGUUGUUGGGAGAUUAGGAGAUACAAUGGCAAACACACGUGCACCAUGGAAACGAGUUUACAAGAUCGUGCCAAGUUGGACUCAGACACAAUUGCAGAUGCUAUUAGGCCAUUGGUUGAAGCAGACUUGUCAAUAAAGGUGAAGUCUAUUAUUGUAGAAGUUCAGUCCAGGUUCAACUACACUGUAAGUUACCGCAAGACUUGGUUGGCAAAGCAAAAAUCUGUCGCAAAAAUUUUCGGUGAUUGGGAAGUUUCUUACCAGACUCUGCUAGUAUGGUUGAAAGCAAUGACUAUGAAGAUGCCAAGGUCUUGUAUUCAAAUAAAAAUAGUCCCCGUUUACCGUGAGAGUGAGGAGGUUCAAGGUGUAAGAGUUCUUCAUCGCGUUUUUUGGAACUUCUAUCCGUGUAUUGUAGCAUUUAGACAAUGCAAGCCAUUGGUACAGGUUGAUGGCACACAUCUGUACGGAAAAUAUAAAGGUGCACUUUUAGUUGCGGUUGCACAAGAUAGGAACCAAAACAUUGUGCUUAUUGCAUUUGCGAUAGUCGAGGGCUAUUCUAGGACAAAAGAGGAGUACAACAAAAACUACCAAAUGCUUAAAGAGUGGGGUGAGGCAUAUACUCAAUGGUGCGAUGAGUUUGGUGUUCAGAGAUGGGUGUUGGCAUUUGACGGAGGUCAUCAUUGGGAUAUAUGA